Molecule: messenger RNA, 2813 nt
Organism: Drosophila arizonae
Lineage: Eukaryota; Metazoa; Arthropoda; Insecta; Diptera; Drosophilidae
Product: sodium-dependent neutral amino acid transporter B(0)AT3
Biological process (GO): sodium ion transmembrane transport; amino acid transport; nitrogen compound transport
Cellular component (GO): plasma membrane
Source: RefSeq, a predicted model, not a curated record
GAUUGAUUUAUUAUGCACGGGGCGCUUUCACUCUUCUAGCUGUCAGUGGGUGGGUAUCCUGGCGGAAGGAAUGUUUGUUGUCUUUAUUAUUUGUAAUUACGCUGAUUGAUUGUUAUGUCUGCAUGAUACGUUUACGUUCCAUUCAGCUACUUCACGUUCGACUUCAGUUGUCUGUGUAUGCGAAGUUACUUUUGUUUAGCACUUUCUCUCUCUCUAUCUCUCUCCCUAUUUCUCUCACUGUCAAGUAAGAAGGAAAUUGAUACAAACUGCAAUUAAGAUGGCGGCCAGUGAUAAUUUUACUUAGUGCACAAAAGUAUGCAACGCGAAUGUCGAUCGAGCCGUUAGUCACCUGAGCAACACAGCACCGCACCAUAAGCAGUGAAGCAAUCAGUUCUUCAAGCGUAUGGAAAUUAGCACCUGCACAUAAAACAUUUGCCGACUUCCCACUUGCAACAAGCAUUUUCCUCCCACCUUACAACGAUUUAAAUAAAUAAAUAAGCAAAGAACCCGUAAAACAUAAACUACAAGAACACUUUUACCGUUUAACGCAACAUCGACUAUGGCGAACACAGCGCAAUUGCUACGCCGUCAGAGCUCGCGCGACAUUGUGCUCAAGACCCAGAGGAGCAUCGAUCAAUUGGAACUGCGAGAGUUGCGUGGCCGCCUGGUGCCCAAGGAGCAUGGCGUCAGUCAUCAUCAUCACACAUCGCUGCAUCACCAUCAUCAGCCCAUGUACGGCGCAACGAAUCAGGGCUUCAUGUCCGAUGCCUUCGAUGAGUCAUCCGAAUUGGAGCAAGAGCCACCUUUCGGCUCGGAUGCGAGCACUAGCCGAAUUAAGGCCGAACUCUCCGCUAACGUGGAUCAACAGCAGCAACCGCAGCAGCAGCAGGACAUCGUUGAGGGCGAAAAGGAGGGCGAGGAGCGCGAGAGCUGGGAUAGCAAAAUCAUGUUCCUGCUAGCCACCAUUGGCUACGCAGUUGGCCUGGGCAAUGUGUGGCGGUUUCCGUAUCUGGCGCAGAAGAAUGGCGGAGGCGCUUUCCUGGUGCCCUAUUUCAUAAUGCUGUGCAUACAGGGUAUACCGAUUUUCUAUUUGGAGCUGGCCAUUGGUCAACGACUGCGCAAGGGAGCGAUCGGUGUGUGGAGCCAGGUGUCGCCGUACCUGGGCGGCAUUGGCAUCUCGUCGGCUGUGGUCAGCUUCAUUGUAGCGCUCUACUACAAUACGAUAAUUGCCUGGUGCUUGAUCUAUUUGCUACACAGCUUCGAGUCGCCAUUGCCGUGGGCCGACUGUCCGACUCGGCUCUAUAAGAACUAUACAUACGACCAUGAGCCAGAGUGCGUGGCCUCGUCGCCGACCCAGUUCUAUUGGUAUCGCACCACUCUGCAGUGCUCGGAGAGCGUGGACAUGCCGGAGAGCUUUAAUUAUCACAUGGCCAUUGCGUUGAUAGUGUCCUGGUUUUUGGUCUACAUCUGCAUGGUGCAGGGCAUCACGUCGUCAGGCAAAAUCGUCUAUAUGACGGCCAUCUUUCCGUAUGUGGUGCUCAUUAUCUUCUUCUUCCGGGGCAUCACACUCAAAGGUGCCGCCGACGGCGUGGCUCAUCUAUUCACGCCCCGCUGGGAGACGCUGCUCGACCCGGUCGUGUGGCUGGAGGCUGGCACCCAAAUCUUCUUCUCACUGGGACUCGCCUUUGGCGGCCUGAUCGCCUUCAGCUCCUACAAUCCAGCUAACAACAAUUGCUACAGGGAUGCUAUUCUGGUGUCGAUGACCAACUGCGGCACCUCAAUGUUUGCGGGCGUCGUUGUCUUUGCGGUGAUUGGCUUCAAGGCAACGGCCACCUUCGACCGCUGCACAGAGGAACGAGCUGGCCUCGUGGCCCUGAAUCGUACGCACAACUUACCCGUUUGCGAUCUACAACAGGAGUUGGCCAAUAGCGCAUCUGGCACAGGGCUGGCUUUUAUCAUAUUUACUGAGGCGAUCAAUCAGUUUCCUGGCGCCCAGCUCUGGGCUGUGCUCUUCUUUCUAAUGCUCUUCACCUUGGGAAUAGAUUCGCAGUUUGGCACGUUGGAGGGCGUGGUCACGUCGCUGGUGGACAUGAAACUCUUUCCCAAUCUGCCAAAGGAAUAUAUCGUGGGCGCGCUUUGCCUCUCCUGCUGUCUGAUCUCCAUGUGCUUUGCCAACGGCGCUGGCAGUUACAUCUUUCAGCUAAUGGACAGCUUUGCUGGCAAUUUCCCACUGCUGAUCAUUGCGCUGUUCGAGUGCCUCUCGAUCAGCUAUAUUUAUGGUGUCAGGCGCUUCUCCGAUGACAUUGAGAUGAUGACUGGCUCCAGGCCGGGUUUCUACUGGAUGUUCUGCUGGAAGUAUUUGUCGCCCUGUGCCAUGGUCACCAUCCUACUGGCCUCCUUCUACCAACUGGUGACCGAGGGCAGCAGCUAUCCGGCCUGGAUCGCGGCCACGGGUGCCACUGAGAAAAUGGAAUGGCCGCACUGGUGCAUUGUCAUCGCUUUCAUACUGAUCCUUUCAUCCAUACUGUGGAUUCCACUCGUCGCCAUAUUGCGUCUAUGUGGCAUUAAGGUGGUUGAGGACUCAGAUCCCGCCUGGUUUCCUGAAGCAGAGCUCAGGGAGGUACAUGGCAUUGUGCCGCAUGAGCCUACCGAGCUGGAGCGCAGUGUCUUCUGCUUCAACAUGGAUGGAACGGAAGGCAUGUGCUGUCCCAAGUAUGGGUUACCCGAAAAGUCGCUCGAGGAGGAGGAGGAGUAGGUAUGGCUAAGUCAUCUGCAAAUCUCGACAAUAACAAAAAAAAAUUAAGCAGUUAACU